AUGGCAGCCGAAGGUAGCUCUACGAUUGAAUCAUCGGUACUUGCCAAUACCCUCCAAAGUCAUGUGGAUGAUAUCCGUGGCCUACUCCAAUGUGGGAUCUGUGUUCGACCUCUCUACGAGCCCUUCACCCUUGCAUGCGGACACACAUUUUGUUACUCUUGCCUAGCAUCCUGGUUCGCUGCAGGAAGAUCAAAACGAACAUGCCCAGAUUGUCGAGCACCGGUCAAAACACAGCCUGCGCCAGCUUAUCUGGUUCGCGCCAUUGUCCAGUUGUUCACUAGUCGACCAGAGCUUUUAGAUAAAGAGGAGACGACAGCAGAACACUCGAAAAAUCAUCAGGAGGAAUCAGAAAGGCUGGACAAGGAUAAAGCAAACACAGACCCGCAAAGUGGAGGUUUGUUUGGAGGCCUUUUCAAAGAGAAGCCUCAGCAGCUGAAACCAGUCAACGACAAUGAUGAUGGUGUCACUCGCUGUCCCCACUGUAAUUGGGAGCUUGAGGAUGGGUUGAAUUGUGGAGGGUGUGGUUACAUCUAUCAGCCUGAUUCCGAGGGCACAGACUACAGUGGAUCGGAUUUCAGUGACACGGAUUUUGAUUCCAUGAUAGAAGGAGAUGAGGACGAGGAUGAAGAUGAAGACGAGGAUGAUUUUGAUGGCGACAGAAUGCAUGAUGUGCAUCAUGGUUCGCAUCCGAAUCUACCACCACGAUUUAAUCAGCGGCCGCCUGAUUUUGGCCCACACAUGUUCCCCUCGUUCAUGCACAGUUUCAACCCGAUGCAGUCGAUGCAUUCGAUGCAUUUUCAACUUCAUCCAGAUCUCGUGAAUCAAUUCAUAAGACCUAGAAACUCUGCCCCAGCAGCAGCUUUGCGCCAUCGCUAUGAGCAACAGCAGUAUGGAUAUGACCAUCAAGAAGAGGAGUAUGAAGAGUAUGAAGAUGACGAAGAGGGCUACGAAGAGUCAUUUAUUGAUGAUGAAGAACAUGAAGGUCACGAGAGGAGGGAGGAUUCGCAAUCUGAUCGCUCAACUGUUGUUGGCAGCAGCUCACAGAACCCACCUUUACGAGCACCGCCUAUUGUGCAAUACCCACCAGUGUUCGGCCCUAACUCUACAUCUAGGCCAGAUGAGAUUGACUGGAGACUUCAAGAUCAGCAUGAACUUCAGAGGUUGAGAACUGGAUGGCCCUCGCACAGAAUCACGUCGUCAUCAGAGGUGGGUCGCUCAUCUUCAAUACACAGUCAUAUCCCGAGUGAUGAGAAGGAAGAAGAAGAUGAGGAUGAGGAUGGGGAUGAGAAUUCUGAUGAGAAUUCUGAUGAGGUCUCUGAUGAGGAUGAUGAUGAGCUCGAAGACGAGGAAGAGGAUUUCGAUGUUCCACAUUUGGGUAUCUCUCGCCGCUAUCAACACGCGGUCCUUCAGUCCUCAGAAGAAGAAGAGGAGGAGAGCGACGACGAGGAUUCUCGCGACUUCUCUGGACCACCCCCAAGGACGACGGGAUCAUCUGUUCGCAAUGCUAUCACUAUUGAUGAUUCGGAUGAGGAACCUGUUGGUCCUAUACGACGAACAGCUCAGAGACGCCAAGCUCGAUUUUCACCGUACUGA
Molecule: messenger RNA, 1593 nt
Organism: Penicillium malachiteum
Lineage: Eukaryota; Fungi; Ascomycota; Eurotiomycetes; Eurotiales; Aspergillaceae
Exons: 4
Coding region: 1-1593 (530 amino acids)
Molecular function (GO): metal ion binding
Source: RefSeq, a predicted model, not a curated record